Protopolystoma xenopodis is the source of this 342-nucleotide messenger RNA. The record is from the annotation of a GenBank genome assembly. NCBI's taxonomy places the organism in Eukaryota, Metazoa, Platyhelminthes, Monogenea, Polystomatidea, Polystomatidae.
AUGACCAAUGAGAAACAUCUAGCCAGAGAUGGUGCCCUGCGCGUUCUAGAUUUCGCGAUGGCGCCGUCUCUUUCUAGUCUCUCUUCCACUGGUUCUAAUGAAAGUGAGACUAUAACUGGCUUGAAUAAAGCGGUAACCGAAGAGGACCAGACAUCAGCGGCAAACGCCAACUGUGAAAAGUUCGUUGAGAUUCUUGGGCUACGUACAAUUUUCCCACUUUUUAUGCAUGGUGUGAAAGCGCGUGGUCUAAAAAUUACUCCAAGUGGAGGCAAUCGUUUUGAGCCAGAGAAGACUCUACCAGGACCGACAUCAGAGGAAAUGGAAGAGCACAUUAUCAAGUAA